Vespula pensylvanica (western yellowjacket) is the source of this 1265-nucleotide messenger RNA. RefSeq names its product alpha-tubulin N-acetyltransferase-like. Gene Ontology annotation, biological process: alpha-tubulin acetylation. Lineage: Eukaryota; Metazoa; Arthropoda; Insecta; Hymenoptera; Vespidae. The record is from RefSeq and is a predicted model, not a curated record. The transcript is spliced from 9 exons. Gene Ontology annotation, cellular component: microtubule. Bases 130 to 1200 code for a protein of 356 amino acids. Gene Ontology annotation, molecular function: tubulin N-acetyltransferase activity.
AGUGUGACAUCUACGCGAAUCACACAUUCGCAUAUAUACACACGAUCACACAUACACAUAUAUAUAGAAACAUAUCUCUCAUUAUCAGUUUGUCUUUUGAGAAUCCAGAAAUACUAGAUAUUUCGAAAGAUGGAGUUCAAGUUCAACGUCAAUAAACUUCUACCAAGGAAGAUCAACAAGGUUACUCAUAUUCUCAUACCGGAAGAUUUUAAAGGAGAUCGUCGUGAAUUAAACGAAUGUCAACGACAAUUAAGUAAAAUUUUGGAUGACAUGGGAGAGGCUUCUGCGAAAGCUCAAGGAUUGAGUAAAUCAAUAACCAGUGCUGUUAAACUUCGUGACACUGAUCAUAUUGUUUAUCUUCUUGUAGACAGCGAAGCGAACAACAACUUGGGAAGCGUAGUAGGCUUGCUGAAAACUGGAUCAAAGAAUCUGUUCAUGUUCGACGAAACGGGAGCGAAUUAUCAAUUGAGACCACGGUGUAUCUUGGAUUUUUAUAUUCAUGAAUCUCGACAACGUAUGGGACUUGGAAAUAUUCUUUAUCAGUACAUGUUGUCCGAAGAAAAUAUUAGGCCGGUGAAAUUAGCGAUCGACCGACCUUCCGAGAAAUUUCUUGCCUUUCUACAAAAACAUUAUGGACUGUCGAAAAUCAUUCCGCAGAAUAACAAAUUCGUUGUGUUCCAUGGAUUUUUUGAUGACGAAAUUCAAGAUGUCAGAGCUAACAGAUAUAGUUUACCACCAAGACAUUCUUUUGAUAUUGGAACACCACCGAAUAAUAAUGCAGCAAAAAGUAAUAGUACAAAUGGUAUACCGUAUGUUUCUACAGUUACUCGUAGUUCUUACGGUAGAUACGCUGCUGGACGACCGCCUUGUUCAAUGGCAAACAUAAUCCAUAAUACUGCGAUGCUUGGUCAAUCAGUUGAACGUACAGGCGAGGACGUUAUCUCUUCUUCUAUUACAUCAAAACUGGAACGACCUCGAUCUUUAAGCUUGUAUUCGGAGGAAGAUCAAAAGCAACAUACAAAUGAAUUACCAAUUAUAUCAACAACAGUUGUUCCUAAUAAUGAAGCAACAUCAUUCGCUCCUGUUAUAAUAGAAACUGAAAAAACUGUUAAAGCAUCGCCUUCGUGCAGUCAAGAAGUCACUGGAAACAAUCAGCAUGGUCAUCUCGAUCUUAAAUUUUACCAUUCACCAUUAUGGUAAAAAAAAGAACGUUUAUAAAUGACAUUAUCACGAACGAAAUAGAAAUAAAUUUGAUGCUACAGUAA